Messenger RNA from Ananas comosus (pineapple), 3061 nucleotides. RefSeq names its product indole-3-acetic acid-amido synthetase GH3.17-like. Bases 358 to 2232 code for a protein of 624 amino acids. The record is from RefSeq and is a predicted model, not a curated record. The transcript is spliced from 4 exons. NCBI's taxonomy places the organism in Eukaryota, Viridiplantae, Streptophyta, Magnoliopsida, Poales, Bromeliaceae. Gene Ontology annotation, molecular function: acid-amino acid ligase activity. Gene Ontology annotation, cellular component: cytoplasm.
CUUGCUUGAUCAGAAGCUACCAAGAAGCAGAAACCCAAAUCAGAUAUAGAGAGAGAGAGAGAGAGAGAGAGAGAGAGAGAGAGCGAAAGAGAUAGAAUGGUUGCUUAUAUAUGAGCCCAAGGCAUAACAGUGUAGAGAGUCAGAUCCUUAAGAAAUGUGCCAGUACCUUUAUAUCAUCUUAUCUCUUCACUCCCUUUGCUAGACAUAUACAUACUCUCUCUCUCUCUCUCUCUCUCUCUCUCUCUCUCUCUCUCUCUUCAUUCUCUGGGCCAUGAAAGCAUAUCCUUCUCUCUCAUUGAAGUAGCCCCUAUUCUCUCUCUCUCUCUCUCUCUACAACCAUCCUAACUAGAAUCAACUAUGAUACCCCACAGUGAUCCAAAUGAUGGGCCAGGAACCAUGAAGCUCAUAGAGGAACUAACCACCAAUGCAGGCCAAGUCCAACAACAAGUUCUAAAGGAGAUCUUAACAGGAAAUGCCAACACUGAGUAUCUUCACGGCUUCCUUAAUGGCGAGACCGAUCGCAGCCUCUUCCGGCGGAGAGUACCUAUUGUCGAUUACGAUAGAGUCAAGCCUUAUAUCGAGCGGAUCGCCAACGGCGAACCAUCUGAUAUAAUCUCUUCAAAACCAAUUGUAGAGCUCCUCACAAGCUCUGGGACUUCAGGGGGGCAGCCAAAGAUGAUGCCUUCCACCGAAGAAGAUCUCGAUCGAAAGACUUUUAUGUACAACCUUCUAAUCCCUGUGAUGAACCAGUACGUGGACGGGCUCGACCGAGGGAAAGGGAUGUACCUCCUCUUCAUAAAGCCCGAGAUCAGCACACCCUCGGGCCUGACCGCGAGGCCCGUCCUCACCAGCUACUACAAGAGCCGCCACUUCCGCGACCGGCCCUUCAACCGGUUCAACGUCUACACGAGCCCCGACGAGACCAUCCUCUGCGCAGACAGCAAGCAAAGCAUGUACUGCCAGCUCCUCUGCGGCCUCGCCCAGCGCUCCGACGUUCUCCGGGUCGGGGCCGUCUUCGCCUCCGCGUUCCUCCGCGCGCUCAAGUUCUUAGAAGACCACUGGGAAGAGCUGUGCUCCGACAUCCGAACCGGCACCGUAAGCGAGUGGAUCGCCGAUCCCUCCUGUCGGGACGCCACUCAGCGGGUUCUACAACAACCCAAUCCGGAUCUCGCAGCGUCGAUUGCGAAAGAGUGCGCGAAAGAGCCGUGGGAAGGGAUAGUGAAGAGACUAUGGCCGAGAACCAAGUACAUAGACGUUAUAGUAACGGGUUCGAUGGCGCAAUACAUACCACUGCUCGAGUUCUACGGAGGGGGAUUACCGUUGGUUUCGACGAUGUACGCGUCGUCGGAGUGUUACUUUGGGAUCAAUUUGAGGCCGUUGGAUCUCCCCGGGGAUGUAUCUUACACGUUGCUUCCCAAUAUGUGCUACUACGAGUUCAUAAAGGUGGAGAAGAACGAAGAGGAGGAGAGAGAUGAGGCUUUGGAGUGUAAUGGUGAUGGUAACAUUGAAAAUAAUGAGAAUAGUAAUAAUAAUAAUAAUAAUAAUAAUAAUAAUGAUAUUAAAAAUAAUACAAAGGUGGUGGAUCUCGUGGACGUGGAGGAGGGAUGCUACUACGAGUUGGUGGUCACCACAUUUACAGGUUUGUACCGGUACCGCGUCGGCGACAUACUAAUGGUGACAGGGUUCCACAACGCAGCACCGCAAUUCCGCUUUGUCCACCGCCGCAACGUCGUGCUCAGUGUCGACACCGACAAGACCAGCGAAGAAGACCUCCUCAAUGCAGUGGCGAGCGCCAAGCUCCUCCUCCGCCCUCUAGGGUGCCUGCUCACCGAAUACACCAGCUACGCUGACACCUCGUCCAUCCCGGGCCACUACGUCCUCUUUUGGGAGAUCAAAUCCUCUGCUGCUGCAGACCUCUCCAACCUUGACCGCACCGUCAUGGAGGAUUGUUGCAUGGCGGUCGAGGCACAGCUCGACUCGGUGUACCGCCGAUGCAGGACCCGUGACCGGUCCAUCGGGCCACUAGAGAUCCGGGUUGUCAGGCCAGGCACGUUCGACGCAUUGAUGGACUUCUGCUUGUUGCAGGGCUCGUCCGUGAACCAGUACAAGACACCAAGGUGCAUCAAGUCGAAGGAGGCGAUCGGAAUUCUGGAGGAGAAGGUGGAGGGAAGGUUCUUCAGCAGAAAUUCCCCCCACUGGGAACCAUUGACAAUGGAGAGAAGAGUUGUUUGAGGAAUAAAACCAAACAGGGGAUGGCGGUGAGAGGGUGUAUGUGGGAAGAGAAGCAGAAGAAGAAGAAGAAGAAGAUUAAGCUUAAGCUUUGUGGGGUUAUAGCAAGUCAAGAAGGAUCCAAGGAUUGGGGUGUUGUGUUCUUAAUUUUAGCUUUAAAAUUUGUGUAAGAGAUAGUAUGGACUUAGUUGGUAGGCUGUAUUUGUGUUACAUUGAUUAUUAGGUCUUAUCUUGAUUGAUCAAUUGGAAUUGGGUUUGAUUGGUUGAUUGCUAUCUUGUCUGAUUUGUUAGUGCACUAAUUGAAUACUGUUAGAUACUUGUUUUAAAGAAGAGAAAAUUCUAGAUUUGGGGUCUCUAUAUAAGCUUGAUUAACCUAAGUCUCUAAUGCACUAAUUUGCGAGAAGAGUCAAAAUUGGAAUCAUCAUCACUGAUCUACAAUUGCAUGCACCCUAGAGUUUCCAGGUAUAAAGUACACGGCACCCCUAAAAUUCUAUUACUGAGGCCUCAAAACCAGAGUUCUAACUCACUGAAUGUGAUCUAUAGCAUUCAAAAGCGUAAAUUAGAAAUUACUCAAUUUUGGACACCUAAUUUUUAUGAAUCCAACAAUUUCAAAAUGAUUAGUCAAAACAUAUGACUAUUUAUACAUAAGCCCUAUCCAUGUAUAAAGUACACAGCACCCCUAAAAUUCUAUUAUUGAAGCCUCGAAAUCAAGAAUUCUAACUCGUUGAAUGUGAUCUAUAACAUUCAAAAGUCUAAACUAGAAAUUACUGAAUUUUGGCCGCGUAGCUUUUAUAAAUCCAAAAAUAGCCUAGAUCAUAAGUUGUCAAAACAU